CCUAGAUGUAUUUUCCAUAUGCACAUCAGCACAUGCAUGCAUAUAUGCGUAUGAAUAUAUAUAUUUGAAAGGAAGAUACGAAGGUAACUAGAAGAUAUGAUGUUGGCUGUUUUAUAGGAAAGGUAACAGAUCAACAAAAGAGAGAAAGGAAAGUUAUGCGGUGGUUGCUAGCGGUGGCAAGUGGUGGUUUCUGAUGAGGGGUCUUUUUAUGUGGUGGGCGUGAGCUGUGGCUAGUGGUGGUUAGAGAUGAGGUGCCUAGACUGUGGGAACAAAGCAAAGAGGGAUUGUUUGUACUACAGGUGCAGGAGUUGUUGUAGAGGACAUGGAUUUCAGUGUCAAACUCACAUCAAGAGCACUUGGGUCCCCAUUUCUACCAGGCAGGUUGUGCGAAACUCGGUGGCAGCCAUGGCGGCUCAGCCACAUCAAUACCAUCAUCAACAAGGGGAGCAACAACAGUUGGAUCUCUCAUCACCAUCUGGUUUUGGAGGACGUUUUCCAUCUGAGUUGAGUGGUGAAGCCACGUUUACGCGUGUACAAGUGGCUACAGCUUCGGAAGAAAAUGCAUAUGUAGAUCAAUAUGCAUAUGAAACAAGUAUAAAUAUUGGAGGGCGUGUUUUUAGAGGCAUUCUAUAUGAUCAAGGACCUUAUUCUCCAAUCACGGAUUCUGAUUACUUGAAUGUACAUGAAGGUGAUCAGCAUGAAGGUGAUCAACACAACUCCGCCAUCAACAUUCCUUCUAACUUGCAACAAAUUAAUAAUCCGGGUUCAUCGGCCCAACCUACCCUUCCAACGCCUAACUACCCCUUAUAGAUUGCUCUGUAAGGGUGCUUCUAAUUCAAGAAUUUACUACAUUAUAAGUGUUCUUGACACAUUAAUGAAGUUGAAUCUUGUAUAUUAUUUUCUAUCUUAUCAACACAUGUAUCUUCUCCUUUGAUCUGUUUACAUAAUUAGAUUUAUUUUUCUUUAAA
Messenger RNA from Helianthus annuus (common sunflower), 968 nucleotides. RefSeq names its product protein SHI RELATED SEQUENCE 3. Gene Ontology annotation, cellular component: nucleus. The record is from RefSeq and is a predicted model, not a curated record. The coding region runs from base 247 to 810 and encodes 187 amino acids. Gene Ontology annotation, biological process: positive regulation of DNA-templated transcription. Lineage: Eukaryota; Viridiplantae; Streptophyta; Magnoliopsida; Asterales; Asteraceae. The transcript has 2 exons. Gene Ontology annotation, molecular function: DNA binding; DNA-binding transcription factor activity.